This is a messenger RNA of Vicia faba (fava bean), 1086 nucleotides long. Lineage: Eukaryota; Viridiplantae; Streptophyta; Magnoliopsida; Fabales; Fabaceae. The record is from the annotation of a GenBank genome assembly.
AUGAAGGCAUUGAUUCUGGUUGGGGGGUUUGGAACUAGGUUGAGGCCAUUGACACUCAGUGUCCCUAAGCCUCUUGUCGAUUUUGCUAACAAACCCAUGAUUUUGCAUCAGAUAGAGGCUCUUAAGGCCGCUGGAGUCACUGAAGUGGUACUGGCCAUCAAUUACCAACCAGAGGUUAUGUUGAAUUUCUUGAAGGAUUUUGAAGCAAAAUUAGGCAUUAAGAUUAGUUGUUCACAAGAAACCGAACCACUAGGAACUGCUGGUCCCCUGGCUCUUGCUAGGGAUAAGCUGAUAGAUGAAUCUGGAGAGCCAUUUUUUGUUCUUAACAGUGAUGUUAUCAGUGACUAUCCACUUAAAGAAAUGAUUGAAUUCCACAAAUCCCAUGGAGGGGAGGCUUCCAUAAUGGUUACAAAGGUUGACGAGCCAUCAAAAUAUGGUGUUGUUGUAACGGAGGAGACCACGGGACAGGUUGAGAAAUUUGUUGAAAAACCCAAGUUGUUUGUUGGAAACAAAAUCAAUGCUGGAAUUUACCUAUUGAACCCAUCAGUUUUGGAUCGCAUUGAACUGAGGCCCACUUCUAUCGAAAAAGAAAUUUUCCCAAAGAUUGCUGCAGAGAAAAAGCUAUAUGCAAUGGUCCUUCCUGGAUUCUGGAUGGACAUCGGACAACCGAGGGACUAUAUUACUGGCUUGAGGCUUUACCUGGAGUCAUUGAGGAAGAAGUCUUCUUCUAAGCUGGCCAUUGGCUCUAACAUUGUGGGGAAUGUCAUUGUUGAUGAAACAGCCAAAAUUGGUGAGGGAUGUCUCAUUGGACCUGAUGUCGCUAUCGGUCCUGGCUGCAUUGUUGAGUCUGGUGUGAGGCUCUCACGCUGCACAGUAAUGCGAGGAGUCCGGAUUAAGAAGCAUGCUUGCAUUUCCAGCAGUAUUAUAGGGUGGCAUUCCACCGUUGGACAAUGGGCUCGAGUCGAGAAUAUGACUAUCCUUGGGGAAGAUGUUCAUGUUUGUGACGAGAUUUACAGCAAUGGAGGUGUUGUUUUGCCCCACAAGGAGAUUAAGACAAAUAUUCUGAAACCCGAGAUUGUCAUGUGA